Molecule: messenger RNA, 590 nt
Organism: Populus trichocarpa (black cottonwood)
Lineage: Eukaryota; Viridiplantae; Streptophyta; Magnoliopsida; Malpighiales; Salicaceae
Product: protein SPIRAL1-like 1
Exons: 3
Coding region: 81-404 (107 amino acids)
Biological process (GO): cortical microtubule organization
Cellular component (GO): cortical microtubule, transverse to long axis
Source: RefSeq, a predicted model, not a curated record
CCUCUUGCUUUGCUUCAGGUUUUGUCCUUGAAAAGGAAAAGGUUCCAGCUUCUGUAUUUAAAGGCAAAUAAUAGGAAGAAAUGGGUCGUGGAGUCAGUGCUGGUGGUGGACAGAGUUCUUUGGGCUACCUAUUUGGUAAUGGGGAGCCUGCUAACAACUCUCCUGUUGCCAAGAAUGUGGGAAACUCUGCGAGCAUAAGCCCUUCUCCGAAGCCUGCUUCUGCUUCCCCGCCAAUUGAUAAGCAGACUCCAGCUGGAAUUCAUGGAAAUCUUACGAACAAUUACUACCGGGCAGAUGGACAGAACUGUGGCAACUUUAUCACGGAUCGACCAUCCACCAAGGUUCAUGCUGCCCCUGGUGGUGGAUCUUCCUUGGGCUACCUGUUUGGCGGUAGUGGGAACUGACUUGCUCUAUCUGCUGUCUAUUGUUCAGCACAUAUAAUUGUCGUUUAGGAUACUUAAUAUCUCUUUCCAAAAACUAUGGACUUAAUCAUUGUGCAACGUAAUGUGUUGCCAUGAUGGUAGUAAUUGUGAUGGAACACACUAAGCUAUGGAUGAUUUAUCAAAUGCAAGAAGGUAUUGCGUUCUUCA